CGUCACCGCUCUGCUCCCGCUCCGCUUCCGCCGGCGCCAGCGCUUCAGCUCUGCCAUCUUUAUCAUCUGUAGGUGUGAGACGUCGACCUGAUUAAACCCACAGCGGCUGUCAACAUGAUUUCCCUCACGGAUUCACAAAAAAUCGGGAUGGGGCUGACAGGAUUCGGGGUGUUUUUCCUUUUCUUUGGGAUGAUACUGUUUUUCGAUAAAGCCCUCCUCGCCAUUGGAAAUAUCCUGUUCGUGUCGGGCCUGUCCUUUGUCAUCGGCCUGGAGCGCACCUUCAGAUUCUUCUUCCAGAGGCAUAAAGUGAAAGCCACCAGCUUCUUCCUGGGAGGAGUUUUGGUGGUUCUGAUUGGCUGGCCAAUCAUUGGAGUUGUUCUGGAGAUCUACGGUUUCUUCCUCUUAUUCAGGGGAUUCUUCCCGGUGGCGGUGGGAUUCAUCAGGCGAAUACCCGUGCUGGGAUCUUUGCUGAGCUUACCAGGAAUCAGAACACUGGUGGACAAAAUUGGCGAGAGCAACACUAUGGUAUAACACGAGGCUGCUAACGCAGCAGAGGAAAGCUCCAGUAUUUAUCCUGGUUUCUAACGAUGACUGUAUAUUUUGAUUGUUACCACUCCAGAGAUGUGGACUCAAACAUUUCUCUGCACAAGAACACACAAGUGUAUCUGUGGAGGUUCCACCGACGACAUCCGGUUUCUUUUCUCAGACGGAAACAGUAUCUGACUGCUGCUGGACUAAACUACAAGAUUUUAUUUCCCUAUUUGUAUCAUACCUCUGUGAUAUUUAUGGACUGACUGCUUGGGACCUCCGGAUGUAUUCAGGGGGGAGUCAUGACCCUCUGACAGCAUCUGGUUUUCCAGACUUUGUGCCUGGGAGUGUUUUUGUUUUUAUUUUAUUUUUAUUUCUGUUACAUUACUGGAAUUUUGAACUUUGACUUGAAAAAGGCUGAACUGAAUUUUAAAGAAAUGUGAAUUGUGGAGAAAAAGGUCUAACUUUGUCACGGAGAUGUUUUCAUGUACCUUUUCUAAGAGCAUACUUGAAAUAAAGUGUGUCUUUUU
Cololabis saira (Pacific saury) is the source of this 1058-nucleotide messenger RNA. It is a transcript of the gene golt1bb, whose product is annotated as golgi transport 1Bb. The transcript is spliced from 5 exons. The coding region runs from base 115 to 531 and encodes 138 amino acids. NCBI's taxonomy places the organism in Eukaryota, Metazoa, Chordata, Actinopteri, Beloniformes, Belonidae. Gene Ontology annotation, cellular component: endoplasmic reticulum; membrane. The record is from RefSeq and is a predicted model, not a curated record. Gene Ontology annotation, biological process: retrograde transport, endosome to Golgi; endoplasmic reticulum to Golgi vesicle-mediated transport.